Osmia bicornis bicornis is the source of this 1236-nucleotide messenger RNA. Its product is annotated as odorant receptor 22c-like. Gene Ontology annotation, molecular function: odorant binding; olfactory receptor activity. Gene Ontology annotation, cellular component: plasma membrane. The record is from RefSeq and is a predicted model, not a curated record. Lineage: Eukaryota; Metazoa; Arthropoda; Insecta; Hymenoptera; Megachilidae. The transcript is spliced from 5 exons. Bases 1 to 1236 code for a protein of 411 amino acids. Gene Ontology annotation, biological process: detection of chemical stimulus involved in sensory perception of smell; sensory perception of smell.
AUGCAAAAAUCAAAGUCGAACGAUAAUAAUCUAUCUUCGAUUGACUUCGAAUACGAAAGAAACGUGAACCUGAGUAUCCAGUGGAAUCGUUGGAUCCUAAAACCGAUGGGUCUUUGGCCAAAUUCAUCGAACGUUUCACGUUUCGAUAAAUGUCUUUAUUGGUUGAUUAACGCUGUUUGUUACUUCUUGAUCUUCUACCUUAUAAUACCCUGCGGUCUGUACAUGGUAUUCGACAUGGAGAAUUUGUACAAAGAGAUCACGUUAUUUGGUCCAUUGAUCUUCUGCGUGGCUGCAUUCGUGAAGUAUCAUUGGUUGAUCAUUCGCAGCGAUAACAUUCGUGAAUGCAUGGAACAUAUCAAAUGGGAUUGGAAGAACGUCGAAUAUAUCAAGGAUAAAGACAUCAUGGCGAUGAAUGCAAAUUUUGCGAAAAGAAUAGUGACUAUCUGCGCUAUUUUCAUGUUCACCGCCUGUACCUUUUACUUCUUAAUCAUACCGCUUGCUUUAAGGAGAAUCUUCAUCCAGACUGAUAACGUUACCUUCAUCCCUGUGAUGUACCCCUUCUCGAGCUACAUAGUGGACGUUCGUUAUUCUCCAAUCAACGAGAUCAUCUUUUCGAUUCAGUUUUUAGCUGGUGUACUGAUCAAUGCUAUCACAGUAGGUGCUUGCAGUUUGGCUGCGGUAUUAGCGGUCCACGCUUGCGGACAGAUGGAGGUUUUGAUAUGCUGGCUGAAACAUUUGGUAGAUGGGAGGCCAGACAUAGGCAACACGGUGGAUGAAAGAAUUGGGAAGAUCGUGAGUCAACACGUAAGGAUACUAAAAUUUUUAACGUUAAUGGAAAGAACCCUUCGACCGAUCUCUUUUGCCGAAUUUUUAGCGUGUACUUUAAAUCUUUGCCUUGUUGGCUAUUAUAUUAUAACGGAAUGGAAUUCGAGAAAUAUAACAAUUACUGUAGGUUACGUGAUACUGUACACAUCUCUCGCAUUCAAUAUUUUUAUAUUUUGUUAUAUAGGCGAACUCGUGGCUGAGCAGUGCAAAAAAGUUGGCGAAACGUCAUACAUGAUCGAAUGGUACCGAUUAGCAGGGAAAAGGAAGCUCUUUUGCAUUUUAGUCAUGGCAAUGUCUAAUUCGUCGAUUAAACUCACAGCUGGAAGCAUGAUCGAGUUAUCCAUUAGCACUUUCACCGACGUUGUCAAGACAUCGGUCGCAUUUCUCAACGUGUUACGAAAACUGACAUGA